Schistocerca cancellata (South American locust) is the source of this 4057-nucleotide messenger RNA. RefSeq lists its product as uncharacterized. Bases 200 to 2176 code for a protein of 658 amino acids. Gene Ontology annotation, molecular function: protein binding. The transcript is spliced from 3 exons. NCBI's taxonomy places the organism in Eukaryota, Metazoa, Arthropoda, Insecta, Orthoptera, Acrididae. The record is from RefSeq and is a predicted model, not a curated record.
GCCCUUUCUCAUGUGUGAAUCGAGACAUACAGUACAGCAAAUCUUAAGUGAUUACAAGUGAAGCAGAAGUAAGAUAUCUUUGAUUAGCGACGCUGUUGGCGUGGAAUUUUAUUCAAAAGUAGGUAUAGAAUGCUGUGGUUUCAAGUAAUAUUUCUUUCACAAGUUCGAGUUUUCUGAAUGGCCUAUCGGUGCAGUUGUAAUGGGCGACCAAGGAAAUCAGAGGGGUAGUCUGGCAGAUGACUUGGCAGCACUGCUCAAUUCUGGGUUCCGUGCAGACAUCACUCUGCAUGCUGGCAACUUCAAGGUGCUGGCCCACAAGACUGUGCUGGUUGCACGAAGCCCAUUUUUUGCUGCUGUAUUAAAAAAUGGAAGACAGCACUGUCACAUCGAACUGCAUGAUGUCGAGCCAGAUGUGCUGCUGCAACUUGUAAUUUUCAUGUACACUGACAGAGUUCCCAAGCUGCAGAGUAUGGCACCAAAGUUACUUUUAGCAGCAGAAAAGCUCAAAUUGCCUGUCCUGGAGCAAAAGUGUAAGGAGCAGUUAAUUCUGGACAUGUCGAAAGAGCAAAUGACUGCAAAUACCUUGAUCACUGUGCACAACUUAUUUAAGAACCAAAAGAGGACUGCAGCUGUGAUGAAUGACACCCGAACUGUACAAGAUGCAAAUGUAGAGCACUCUACAGAAAUGUCACCAAACUCCCUACAAGUGGCCACAGAGGAAUCUAGUGCAAAAAAAAGAAAACUGGGAAGUUUUGUACAAACUUCAGGACAUGGAUCUAGUGUUCAAAUAGCAACACCAAAAAUGCCCUUACAAGGGGCUGAGGGGCUGUGGAUUUUCAAUGAAGCAUCACCAAAAAUCUUCAUACAGACUACUAACGAUGGAUCUCGUGUAAAAGGCAAAUCACCAAAAGUCCCAAUACAAGCUGUUGACAAAGUACCUUAUUUAAAAGUAAAAUCACCAACAGUCGUAUUAAAGGCUGCUGACAAGGGGUCUCAUGUUACUGAUGAGGGAUCUCAUGUUAAUGGAAAAUCAACAAAAGUUCUUUUACAGGCUACUGAUGAGCAACCUUGUUUACAGGGAUUUAUGGCAGUAUUACGUUUACAGCCUGUUGAUAAGGCAUCUUGUUUAAAUGAAAAAUUGUCAAAAGGUUCUCUGCACGCUACUAAUGAUGGAUAUCAUUUAAAUGGGCAGUUGCCAAAUGUUCCUGUACAGGCUACUGAUGAGGGAUCUCAUUUAACUGGAAAAUCGCAGACAGUUCCAAAACAGGCUACUGACAAGCAAUCUAAUGUAGAUGUAAAAUCUCCAACAGUCCCAGUACAGGCAACUGACAAGGGAUCCCAUUUAGAUACAAAAUCACCAACACACUCUGUUUGCUCUACCUAUGAGGGACCUGUAGAGGCUAUUGUUGAGGAAUCUUGUUUGAAUGGAGAAAGUCCAAAAAUCACUGUACAGACUAGUGCAGAGAGUGUGUGUUUGAAUGGAGCAUCACCAAAAAUCUCUGAAGUCAUUGUGAUAGAGGAAUCUCCAAAACCCCCUGCUAAACACAGAUUGAGCACAAAGGGAACAACAACAGUCAAAAGCAGGAAUUCAGCUGGAGCAAGUGGUGCACAGAAAACGAGACACACCUUACACAGUGCUGCAGAAUGUGGUUCUUUGGAGGACAUAGAGGCACUUUUAGCCCAAGGAAUAGAUGUGGAUGCAAAAGACAAGAAAAAAAGGACUGCUCUAUUAUUGGCAGCAGAGAAUGGCCAUGAAGAAGUUGUGAAGUGUUUGCUACAAGAAGGGGCAAAUGUAGAUGCCCAGGACCAUGACAAGUGGGCACCAGUGCAUUGGGCAACACACAAUGGGCAUGAAGAGGUUGUCAGAUUAUUGCUCCUUGCUGGGGCUGAUGUCAGUAUUAGAAACCGCUGGCAGAGUACACCGCUGCAUUCGGCUGCAGCCUGGGGCUAUGUUAACAUUGCACAUAUGCUUUUAUCAAACGGUGCAGAAGUCAAUGCAAAGGACAAGGAUGGGAGUACACCUUUACACUGUGCAGCUAAGUGGUGUCAGAUGGAGAUAGCACAGGUGCUGUUGCGGGCUCGUGCAGAUAAAAGUGCCAAGGACAAAAAAGGAAAGAAGCCCCUGGACUUGGUGAGAAAAAACAAGCAAAACCACUGGACAGCAAUUAUGAGGUAGUUUGCCUCAUUUUUAUGUGGAUCAAUUUUAACUGUAUGCUGCAUAAAAUAAAGAAAAAGAUAUUUAUGUUUUCUAUUCUGUGUUUAUAAUCUUUAUUUGUUACUUUAUGGACAAAUACUGCAGGCGAAGCUGUAAUUUUGUGUGCAUGUGCUUGCACAUCUCCACAGAGAGAAAAUAGAAAGUUUUGAACACACUAUCCUAAGUCGAGAGUCACACCAAAAUUGAAAUACUUAAGCUUUCGUAGAAAGAAAUAAAGUUUUUAUUUUUAUUAUUCCUUGCGAAAUCCAUUUCUGUCACCACUGCAAGCUCCAGCUAGCCAAUUGUCCCCUGGUCUAAUAAGAGGCCUCUACUAAUGAGUUGUGAGUGUGUCGAUUAAGUCACAAUAGUAGCCUACAAAAAUCUGAAAUAACCGUUCAUAACUGUUGCCUAUGGAGCAAAAGUUUCCCAUAUUGUAAGAAUAACUUUACCAGUUACUGAUGAUGACUAACUUCAAUCUUAAGAAACAUCUCGUGCUACUGAACAUCUCCACAAUUACCUUGUACACCUGGGAGGACUGCUUGACAAACACCCUCAGAUUUUCCAAACUGCUGACAACUCUUGAAAUUCUUUAAACAAUAGAGCCUUUCAGUUAACCCUAUCUGAGGUGAAUUAUGAUUGGGUAUAUUUAGGUGAGAUAUGAUUUGUUAUAUUUUAGGCAAAGCCCAUACUCAAUUGUCAGUUCCUUUCCCCCACCUGCUGAAUUUCUCUAAUUAAUAUUUCUCACUUAAUAAUUGUUGUGUGGAUUCUCUGUGGGUAGUUUUUAAACAUGAUUACAGGAAAAAAACACUUCUUUGCCAUUGUGUCAUUUUUAUAAAUUGGUGAAAAAUAAAUUAGUUGCCAAAUUAGUGAGAGAGUACCUGCUGUCACCAUACAGUAUUUAAACUUAGUGGAUGUAGUGGCACUGGGCCACAAGUUCAGCAUGCAUUGUAUAUCUCUCCAAGCAUGCACUUUAUGUGAAGUGGGCUGCCAACAAAACUGUGUGCUCCAGUUCACGGAGCUUGCUAGUAGGUAAGAACACAUACCCAAGGUGCAGAUUUCGGUUGAGUGAAAUGAAUGUAACAUCCCUAUCUUUAUUUUCAUAAUGCUAUUUAAGCCCUGUGCCCAUUCUUGCAGAAAGUAUCAGUGAAUUAAAAGGGUCCGUCUCCUUGCAAGAACACAAUUUUGCUUUAUUCCCAUGACAAGUUCCUCCAUGGUUGUGGUAUUGUUGGUGGGUUUUCCUUUCACUGUACCGACCGAGGAGGCGCAGUGGUUAGCACACUGGACUCGCAUUCGGGAGGACGACAGUUCAAUCCCGCGUCCGGCCAUCCUGAUUUUUCCGUGAUUUCCCUAGAUCACUCCAGGCAAAUGCCGGGAUGGUUCCUUUAAAAGGGCACGGCCAACUUCCUUUCCCAUCCUUCCCUAAUCCGAGCUGCUGCUCCGUCUCUAAUGACCUCUUUGUCGACGGGAUGUUAAACAUCAAUAUCCUCCUCCUUUCCUUCCACUGCUUUUAAAAAAUAUACAUACAAAAUUUUAUGUUAUGUAUAUCCUGUGGCUGUCAAAUGAAACCAGCCAAAUGCCUACAUUAAUACAGCAAGUCACAUGCAACACAGGAAUGUCGAGGCAAAGUCUCGUCUCAAUUGAACUUUUUUAUUUCCCCACUAGAGUAAAUUAUUAAAACUAUGUAUUUGUUACAAAGGUAAUGCUUACCAUUCAUCUGUUCAGAGCUGUACUUGAUAAGUAUUUGGAUGCUAAGCAAAUUGCUAUUCCUACUUUUAUGUUUAAAGCAACCUAUAGGCAUCAGUAAAAUUUAAUUAAUUACUGAUUUGGAAAACUAUCUGGUAUGAUAUGCUAUUUACGGAAUAA